AUGGCAGAAACGAUUGAUGGCAUUAUCGAUGCUCAAUUCAAGGAGCUCUUCGAAGAUAGGGGCCGACCAAGCGAAUUAAAUGAAGAUUUUACGAAAACACUCUUCCAGCGUAUUCAAGAGGGCACAAUUACCGGCGAAAACAAAGCAUCCUCUCAAAGGACUACGGUCGUCAUAAACAAUGGCAGAGGACUGGCCGAAGCCAUCAUCGCCAGUGCUAACAGGAAUUUGAGAUUUGCCGUCACGCAAGUAGAAGAUGCAUCUAACCUCAAAGCCGUCAGCCAAUCAUUUGGCGAGAUCGACGAGACAGCCGCAUAUGGUUUCUCCUUGAAAAACGUAGAUGGGAACUUGUUCGUCUUUCGCUUACCCUCGCAGGUUCCGAUAAGCGUGUCGAGGUAUGGCAAACAUUCCGCUAUAGAGUAG
Molecule: messenger RNA, 420 nt
Organism: Rhizoctonia solani
Lineage: Eukaryota; Fungi; Basidiomycota; Agaricomycetes; Cantharellales; Ceratobasidiaceae
Exons: 2
Coding region: 1-420 (139 amino acids)
Source: RefSeq, a predicted model, not a curated record